CACCGUGCCACCGCGGCCCUGGCAGCCGGGGCCACCCCGGGCCGUGUCCCCAGUGUCACAUCGCGGUGUCACAUCCCCGGGCCGCGUCCCCGGUGUCACAUCCCAGUGUCACAGACAAGUGUCACAUCCCGGUGUCACAUCCUUGGUGUCACAUGCUUGGUGUCACAUCCUUGGUGCCACUUCCCUGGUGCCACAUUCCUGGGCCGUGUCCCCAGUGCCAUAUCCUUGGUGUCACAUCCUUGGUGUCACAUCCCCGGGACUGGGCCCUGCGAUGUCACAUCCCCAUGACGUGCCCGUGUCCCCGGGCCACCACUCCGUGUCCUUCAGCGCCAUGUCCUCAUUGUCACAGCCUUGGGACAUCUCUGUCCUGUGCCAUUCCCAUGUCACAGUCUUGGGACAUCUCUGCUCUGUGUCACUUCCCGGCGCCACCUCUGUCCCUGUGUCACUUUCUGAUGCCAUCCCUGGGCCACAUUCUGGAGCCAUCUCUGCCCUGUGUCACAUCCCAGUGUCCCCGUGUCACUUCCUGGUGUCACCUCCGUCCUGUGCCAUCCCGGUGCCAUCUCUGUUCUGUGUCACAUCCCUGUGCCAUCCUGUGUCACUUCCUGGUGCCACCUCCGUCCUGUGCCAUGCCGGUGCCAUCUCCAUUCUGUGUCCCCAUGUCACAUCCUGGUGCAAUCCCCGUGUCACAUCCUGGUGCAAUCCUCGUGUCACGUUCCAGUGCCAUCCCUGUGUCACAUCCCGGUGCCAUCCCCGUGUCACAUCCUGGUGCAAUCCUCGUGUCACAUUCCGGUGCCAUCCCCGUGUCACAUCCUGGUGCCAUCCUCGUGUCACAUUCCGGUGCCAUCCCUGUGUCACAUCCUGGUGCAAUCCCCAUGUCACGUUCUGGUGCCAUCCCUGUGUCACAUCCUGGUGCCAUCCGCAUGUCACGUUCCGGUGCCAUUUCUGUGCCAUCCUUCCGUGUCCCCUGGCUGUCACAUCCCCGUGCUGGCUCUCCACGUUGUCCCCUGUCCCCCGUGCCACGUUCCUGUACCAUCUCCAUGUCCCCGAGUGCCAUCUCCGUGUCAUGUCCACACGUCCUGGUGCCACCUCCGUGCCCCCUCAAUGUCCCCUCGGGGCCGAGUGUCACAUCCCCAGGCCCCAGUGUCACCCCUGUGUCACAUCCCCCAGCCAUGCCCGUGUCCCUGGGCCACCUCCCAGCGUGUCACCUCUGA
This is a messenger RNA of Onychostruthus taczanowskii (white-rumped snowfinch), 1211 nucleotides long. Its product is annotated as proline-rich protein 36-like. NCBI's taxonomy places the organism in Eukaryota, Metazoa, Chordata, Aves, Passeriformes, Passeridae. The transcript is spliced from 2 exons. The record is from RefSeq and is a predicted model, not a curated record. The coding region runs from base 153 to 1211 and encodes 352 amino acids.